AUGACGUCUACCAGCUCAGGAUGGGCGCAACUUCGCCAACAAGCCCGCUCACUAGAGACGCAGACCGACAAUUUGUUUCACAGUUACGCACAAUUUGCGUCUCUUACAAAGCCCCCACCAGAGCCAACAGAGGAAGAACUACGGAUCGAAUCCCAGCUUAAAGACCUCCUCGAACGACGGGACUCUCUGAUUGCCCAACUCUCUCGUCUCCUUGAUUCAGAAGCUACCCUUACCUCUUCCGCCCUAAAACAGAACAAUCUCUCCCGUCACCGCGAAGUCCUCCAGGACCACCGCCGCGAGCUCCAGCGACUGACCUCGGCUAUUUCAGAGGCACGCAAUCGCGCAAAUCUUCUUUCUAAUGUUCGCUCCGACAUCGAUGCCUACCGCGCAUCAAACCCCAGUGCCGCGGAAGCUGAUUAUAUGCUUGAGGAGCGCGGCCGAGUUGAUAACAGCCAUAACAUGAUGGAUGGUGUGCUGAGCCAAGCCUAUGCUAUCAACGAGAACUUUGGUGUGCAGCGUGAAACUCUAGCCAGCAUUAAUCGGCGCAUUGUUGGGGCUGCCAGUCAGGUCCCAGGCAUGAAUUAUCUGAUGAGCAAGAUUGGGAGCAAGAAACGCAGAGACGGAAUAAUCCUCGGCUGUCUUAUCGGGGUAUGUUUUCUAAUGCUGCUCUACUUCCGGUAA
This is a messenger RNA of Penicillium malachiteum, 681 nucleotides long. Its product is annotated as putative vesicle transport v-SNARE protein Gos1. Bases 1 to 681 code for a protein of 226 amino acids. Gene Ontology annotation, cellular component: Golgi medial cisterna; Golgi membrane; cis-Golgi network. Gene Ontology annotation, molecular function: SNAP receptor activity. The transcript has 3 exons. NCBI's taxonomy places the organism in Eukaryota, Fungi, Ascomycota, Eurotiomycetes, Eurotiales, Aspergillaceae. Gene Ontology annotation, biological process: endoplasmic reticulum to Golgi vesicle-mediated transport; vesicle fusion. The record is from RefSeq and is a predicted model, not a curated record.